GCCAGAGGGGGCGAGCUUGCCGCAGAAGGACUCGAAGGUGGCGGUGGCGAAGGCGCAGGCAGUUGGAGCCGCUCGCAGGCAGGUGACUAUGAAAGGCUUAUAUUUUCAACGAAAUUCUACAAAUGAAGAAAUUACAUUUGUAUUUCAAGAAAGGGAAAAUCUUCCUGUUACAGAUGAUCAUUAUGUGAAACUUCAAGUUAAAGCUUGUGCUCUGAGCCAGAUAAAUACAAAGCUUCUAGCAGAAAUGAAGAUGGAGAAAGACUUCUUUCCUGUUGGGAGAGAAAUUGCUGGAAUUGUGUUAGAUGUCGGAAGCAAGGUCUCAUUCUUUCAACCAGAUGAUGAAGUGGUCGGAAUUUUGCCCCUGGAUUCGGAAGACCCUGGACUCUGUGAAGUCGUUAGAGUGCACGAGCAUUACUUAGUUCCCAAACCGGAGAAAGUUGCAUGGACAGAAGCUGCUGGAACUGUCGGAGAUGGUGUUCGCGCCUACAUGGCUCUGCAUUACCUUUCCUGCCUUUCUCCCGGGAAGUCGGUGCUGAUCAUGGACGGAGCAAGUACACUUGGCACCAUAGCCAUCCAGCUGGCCCAGCACAGAGGAGCCAAGGUGAUCACGACGGCACAGAGCCUGGAAGACAAGCAGUGUCUGGAACGACUGCGGCCUACUCUAGCCCGAGUGAUCGAUGUAUCUAGUGGUAAAGCCCACGUUGCUGAAAGCUGUUUAGAAGAAACAGGCGGCCUGGGAGUAGAUAUUGUCCUAGAUGCUGGAGUGAGAUUAUAUAGUAAAGAUGAUGAACCGGCCGUAAAAUUACAACUACUGCCACACAAACAUGAUAUCAUCACACUUCUUGGCGUUGGAGGUCAUUGGGUAACAACAGAAGAAAACUUGCAGUUGGACCCUCCAGAUAGCCGCUGCCUUUUCCUCAAGGGGGCGUCGGUGGCUUUCCUGAAUGAUGAAGUGUGGAAUUUGUCAAAUGUGCAACAGGGGAAGUAUCUUUGCAUCUUAAAGGAUGUGAUGGAGAAGUUAGCAACCGGUGUCUUUAGGCCUCAGCUGGAUGACCCCAUUCCACUGUAUGAGGCGAAGGUUUCCAUGGAAGUUGUCCAGAAAAAUCAAGGAAGAAAAAAGCAAGUGGUUCAAUUUUAACUUUGUUCUCUCUCCGGCCUCAGUUGGACGAACCAGAUCCAGUAUGUGAAGCCGGAAUUUCCUUGGAAAUGCUUCAGAAAAAUCCAGGAAGAUGAAAGCAAGUUGUUCGGGGU
Condylura cristata (star-nosed mole) is the source of this 1251-nucleotide messenger RNA. It is a transcript of the gene CRYZL1, whose product is annotated as crystallin, zeta (quinone reductase)-like 1. Gene Ontology annotation, molecular function: oxidoreductase activity. The coding region runs from base 89 to 1138 and encodes 349 amino acids. The transcript is spliced from 13 exons. Lineage: Eukaryota; Metazoa; Chordata; Mammalia; Eulipotyphla; Talpidae. The record is from RefSeq and is a predicted model, not a curated record.